This is a messenger RNA of Brassica napus (rape), 2173 nucleotides long. Its product is annotated as probable indole-3-pyruvate monooxygenase YUCCA4. Gene Ontology annotation, cellular component: endoplasmic reticulum membrane. Gene Ontology annotation, biological process: auxin biosynthetic process. Bases 359 to 1528 code for a protein of 389 amino acids. The transcript has 4 exons. The record is from RefSeq and is a predicted model, not a curated record. Gene Ontology annotation, molecular function: NADP binding; monooxygenase activity; flavin adenine dinucleotide binding. Lineage: Eukaryota; Viridiplantae; Streptophyta; Magnoliopsida; Brassicales; Brassicaceae.
CACCAAUUUUCCCCAUCUUUGACCUACUCUGCUACCUGCACUUCAUUAACACAUCAACACCCUCUCCUCUCUCAAUACCCAAACAACAAGAAGAUUAAAACCCCAUAAAACCCAUUUACUUAUUAGGCAUUGAAAAACACACAACAGACACAAAUCCUUUCCUUUUCUCUCACGCCUUCUAUCUCUCUCUCUAUAGCAUUUAAACCUCAUCUUAUAAUUUCCAACUUCGUUUCUUGGUUUUGCCCGAGAAACAAUCAAGAAAAGACACUAAAACAGAACACUUCUUUAGUUGCAUGUGAUCGACAGAAAAAAUAUAAAGACAUCUUUCUUUCUUCUUCUUUUUAUUGCCUAGUCAAACAUGAGCUCUUGUUUAGAAGAAAAGCAUAGUAGAAUCUUCGUUACCGGUCCAAUCAUCGUCGGUGCCGGUCCGUCCGGUUUAUCCGUAGCGGCUUGUUUAUCAAACCGAGGCGUGCCAUCGGUUAUACUCGAGAGAACCGAUUGCUUAGCUUCUUUAUGGCAAAAACGUACCUACGACCGUCUUAAGCUCCAUCUCCCUAAACACUUCUGCGAGCUUCCUCUUAUGAAGUUCCCUAGAAACUUCCCAAGAUACCCAUCCAAGCAACAAUUCAUCUCCUACGUUGAGUCUUAUGCUGCCCGGUUUAAUAUCAAACCGGUAUUUAACCAAACCGUAGAGAAAGCCGAGUUCGAUGUCGCCUCUGGUCUAUGGACGGUGAAGACGCAAGACGCUGUGUACUCAUCCACAUGGCUCGUGGUGGCAACAGGGGAAAACGCUGAACCGGUGAUACCGGAUAUACCCGGUUUGAAGAAGUUUACUGGACCGGUUGUUCACACUAGUGCGUACAAGUCCGGUUCAGAGUUUGCAAACAGGAAGGUUUUGGUGGUUGGUUGUGGAAAUUCCGGAAUGGAGGUGUGCUUGGAUCUUUGUAGAUACAAUUCUCUGCCUCAUAUGGUUGUUAGAAACUCUGUACAUGUAUUACCAAGAGAUUUUUUUGGUCUAUCGAGUUUUGGAAUAGCAAUGACACUACUGAAGUGGUUUCCUCUAAAGCUGGUGGACAAUUUGCUUCUGCUUCUUGCUUAUCUUUCGUUGGGCAAUACCGACCGGUUAGGCCUCCGACGACCUAAAACCGGACCUAUUGAGCUUAAGAACGUCACAGGAAAAACUCCGGUUCUUGAUGUCGGCGCCAUAUCUUUGAUACAAUCCGGUCAAAUUAGAGUGAUGCAAGCAGUGAAAGAAAUAACCAAGAAAGGAGCAAAGUUUGUGAACGGGCAAGAAAUGGAGUUCGACUCGAUAAUUCUAGCGACCGGGUACAAGAGUAAUGUCCCCUACUGGCUCAAGGACAAUAGUUUCUUCACAAAGGAAGGGAUGCCGAAAACGCCAUUUCCAAACGGAUGGAAAGGAGAGAAUGGGCUUUACACGGUGGGUUUCACGAGAAGAGGGCUCUUGGGAACGGCUUUUGAUGCCGUUAAGAUCGCGGAGGAUAUAAGGGCAUCUUUAUUGGUGGGAUGAAGAGAGAGAGGGAGAGAGUCCCUUAUUAUGCUUUUUUUUUUUUUUUUUUUUUUUUGGUCAUUAGAGAGUAAGGGACAGCCCUUAAUUAAGGGCUUUUCCCUUCUCUUUCUUCCUCGGUUCCCACCCCCUUCCCCUAAGGGAUGCCUUAAGGGACCCCCAAUACAGAUGCCCUAACUGACCACUGGAUGAAAAUGAAUGGUCCGUUGAGUAGCAGUAAUGUUUGUAGUUCCCAUAUUAUUCACUUUGACUUCAAUAAAUCAUAGAUUUCUUUUUUCCUUGUACUCCUUUUUCUUAAAAUAAAAUUGCAAUUUUUUAUGACACAUCUAUAUUUAUUUUCAACGACCAUAUUUACUGACUUUUUGAAUUUUAUUCUAUAAAUAAAAAGCUUUGGACUUUCAUAAUAUGUAUUUUGUGCUUCUGUUUUUUUCGGACAACAAUGAUUCCAAAAUAGACUCUAUAAUAUAGUUGUAAUAUAUUCUGAUGAUAUUUUAUUUUAGAGUGAAAAAUAGAGUGAUGAACAAACAAAAAAACAAUUUACUCUAUAUAUAGAGUAACUUAUUUUUUACUCUAUUAUAAAAUGAAAAAUAGAGUAUCAUUUAAGCAUUUUUACACUAAAUUCUAUUUUAUAAUGAAAAAUAAAAUGAA